Molecule: messenger RNA, 957 nt
Organism: Macadamia integrifolia
Lineage: Eukaryota; Viridiplantae; Streptophyta; Magnoliopsida; Proteales; Proteaceae
Product: 40S ribosomal protein S3-3-like
Exons: 6
Coding region: 134-838 (234 amino acids)
Biological process (GO): translation
Cellular component (GO): cytosolic small ribosomal subunit; nucleus
Molecular function (GO): RNA binding; structural constituent of ribosome
Source: RefSeq, a predicted model, not a curated record
CAGUAUCAUCCAGCUUCCCACGAGGCUCGUAGGUUUUAGGGUUUGCACUCCGCAGAGAAAUCGAGCCAAGCCCAGCUAAUAACCAGUUUUGCAUCCGUCUGUUCUUGCUUCAUUUGAGAUCGAUUCUGCAACAAUGGCGACUCAGAUGAGUAAAAAGCGAAAGUUCGUUGCUGAUGGAGUUUUCUUCGCGGAGCUCAACGAGGUUCUUACCAGAGAGCUUGCCGAGGACGGCUACUCGGGUGUUGAGGUUAGGGUUACGCCUAUGCGCACAGAGAUCAUCAUCAGGGCUACUCGUACCCAGAACGUUCUCGGCGAGAAGGGCAGAAGAAUCAGGGAACUCACAUCGGUUGUUCAGAAACGAUUCAAGUUCCCUGAGAACAGUGUGGAACUUUAUGCUGAAAAAGUUAAUAACAGAGGGCUCUGUGCCAUUGCUCAGGCCGAGUCUCUCCGCUACAAGCUUCUGGGGGGUCUUGCUGUUAGAAGGGCCUGCUAUGGUGUCCUGAGAUUUAUAAUGGAAAGUGGAGCGAAGGGCUGUGAGGUGAUUGUUAGUGGGAAGCUUAGAGCUCAGCGUGCCAAGUCCAUGAAGUUUAAGGAUGGAUACAUGAUAUCCUCUGGUCAGCCUGUCAAUGAAUAUAUUGAUUCAGCUGUGAGGCAUGUUCUUCUCAGACAGGGUGUUUUGGGCAUCAAGGUGAAGAUAAUGCUGGACUGGGAUCCCAAGGGCAAGCAGGGGCCCACAACACCAUUGCCUGAUCUGGUCACCAUCCACCCACCAAAGGAAGAAGAGGAAUAUGGGAGGCCGGCAAUGCUUGCUCCCGAGAUGGAAAUUGCUGUGGCUUGAGAUGGGGCUGUAGCUGUUGGUCCAAACAAGUCUUGCGGUGUAAUUUCUUUGUCAGAGUAGUACAUAAAGGAUUUUGGCUUUAUCUUUUGAUUAUUUUAAUGGAAGCUGAUAUUUUGUUA